Molecule: messenger RNA, 4439 nt
Organism: Perca fluviatilis (European perch)
Lineage: Eukaryota; Metazoa; Chordata; Actinopteri; Perciformes; Percidae
Gene: sfxn3
Product: sideroflexin 3
Exons: 11
Coding region: 108-1076 (322 amino acids)
Biological process (GO): serine import into mitochondrion; monoatomic ion transport
Cellular component (GO): mitochondrial inner membrane
Molecular function (GO): monoatomic ion transmembrane transporter activity
Source: RefSeq, a predicted model, not a curated record
CGAUACUUCUAAAUGUAAAAGAAGGCAGCACAGGUCCAACCGGUUGUGCUGUGAUAUUGAGAGAGGUCAUACAUCUUCGAAAAACGAAAGCAAGCCAGAAAGCCAGGAUGUCUGAAGAGCUGUCUCUCAACAUAAACAUCAAAGAGCCAAGAUGGGACCAAGGAACAUUUAUGGGGCGCGCCAAGCACUUCUUCAUGGUCACAGAUCCCAGGAAUGUCCUGCUGUCCUCUGAGACUCUGGAGGACGCCAGAGUGAUCAUGGAGAACUACAGAGCCGGGGUCGUGAAGCCUGGCCUGACGGAGGAUGAGCUCUGGAGAGCCAAGUACAUUUAUGACUCCGCCUUCCACCCCGACACAGGGGAGAAGAUGUUUGUGAUUGGCCGGAUGUCCGCUCAGGUGCCAAUGAACAUGUCCAUCACAGGCAGCAUGCUCACCUUCUACAGGACUACUCCGGCAGUGGUGUUCUGGCAGUGGGUUAACCAGUCCUUCAACGCUGUCGUCAACUACACCAACCGCAGUGGAGAUGCCCCCAUGACCGUGAAUCAGCUUGGUGCAGCCUACGUCAGUGCUACUACUGGAGCUGUAGUCACUGCCCUGGGACUCAAGUCUCUAGCUACGCAUCUCCCUCCAAUCAUGAGCCGGUUUGUCCCCUUUGCUGCUGUUGCUGCUGCUAACUGUAUCAACAUUCCCUUCAUGAGACAGAGGGAGUUGAAGUAUGGUAUCCCUGUGAUGGAUGAGAAUGGAAACCGAUUAGGAGAGUCCCCCAAUGCUGCCAAGCAGGCCAUCAUACAGGUGGUGGUGUCAAGGAUCGGCAUGGCAGUGCCAGCAAUGGCCAUUCCCCCUGUCAUAAUGAACGCACUGGAGAAGAAAGCUUUCAUGAAGCGGUUCCCAAUUCUAAACGCUCCAAUCCAGGUGGGGCUCGUCGGUCUGUGCCUGGUGUUUGCAACUCCUCUAUGCUGCGCCCUCUUCCCACAGAAAAGCUCUAUGAGUGUGAGCGGGCUGGAAGCAGAUCUGCAGGAGAGGAUACGACAGACCAGUCCCAACACCUCCACCGUCUACUUCAACAAGGGCCUGUAGGACCAGCCAACACAUAUCCAUGCACACACACAAGACAUGCAGACAAUCAGACAUACACACACGUCUGUUGUCCUGUGGGCACAAGUGGGAGGGCAAUACAAAAUGUAUUUAUGUUUUUUUUUUUUUGUGUACUACUGCAUUUGUUUUUUGUUUAUUUUUUCUGCGUGUAACAGCAGACGGUUAGGCCGUUGAUUCUUGAUGAUUAACUGAAGGGCAAACAAAACCCUUUGAAAAGGAGGAUCACUGGCAGUUCUCUCUGUACAUACAGUAGAUGGCACUCCUUAGAAUAGAAAAACGGACUCCUGACUUUUUUUCUAUUGUGUCGUAGUGUGUUUUCUGUCUUCCUUUGGUCAAAACUGCCUAGAGUGGGGCAAUUCAUGAAGUUACAGAUUUGUGUUUCACUCACCAAUAUUUCAUGUUGCAUUCAGGUUCAUGUAAGUUUUUUUUGCCUUGUGCUCCCCCCACUUCCCCCCCCACACACACACAUUUAGAAGUCCUUUUUCCAAUUCUUGCCUAGUCCGCGUUGCAGUAUUCCCCACUUCCACCAAUUAAUUUCCUCCUUGAACUUGAAUCAUGCAGUUGUACUGGAAGAACCAGUGUGUUAAAUAGCUCUGAUUAGUCCCACCCUUGAUGAAUAAGUUCCUCUUUUGUUGUACUUAACCGGUGCAGCUUUCGUCAACUCUCCUUGAAGUGUACUUAUGUCCCUUCAUAUUCAUAGACCAGGUAAUAAGGUGCUAGGUACAAUGUGGCAAAGAAAAUGGGUAGAUAUUCUACAAAAAAUAUGUAGAAAUUAUAAUGCAAAAGGCACUACUUGUUACCUGUUUUUCAAGGCCUUUUAUCGUUUGAUCAGUCGCAGCCUUUAGUGGCAAAUUAAUGAAUAAUAGAUUGUUGUUGUUGGUGGUGCUUGUUUGGUGGUUGUCAGGUGGAGGAAUAUCCUUUUGUUGUUGCUAAGACGAAAUGAUCUGAGUUUUGCCAUUUGUGUGUUUUAAAUUAACAGUGAUGUGCAGAAGCAAACAACAAUUGAUUGCUGUUGUCAUGUGAAAACUUAGCAAAUCAGAUUUUUUUGUUUUUUAUGUUCACACUUGAACUGAACAAUUGCAUGAACAGGUUAAAAGAAAUGAAAGCUGUCUAAUUUAAGUCAGAGAUGCAGGGUUUUUAUGUGCAACAGCUAGCUGGCCAUCUGAAAUCGUAUCACUAGAGCCAUUAAUGUCCCAUUGUACCAAAUGAAAGUAGCUAAUAUUGUGGGACAAAGUCCAAAUACUAAAAGCUUAUAUCAGGGCAGUGGGUAGCUGUAUGCACGGUCUUUGUUGUUGCUUCGUUAAAGUGGACAGUUUGGCUGAGUUUGAGCUUCUCUGAUCAAAUUCAUUUACAGUGUCGGCCAAACACAUGACUCAGUGUGGUUAGAUAGUGAUGAUGGUGUAUGUGAGGAAAUAGUUGGAUUUAUCUAUUUAUCUAUAUAUACACAUUUAUAAAUAUAUCUAAAUAUACAUAUUCCUGCAUUAUCCAGACGGCACUGGAUAAUGCAUGAGUAAUUUUAAAGAUUUUAACUUCAAGGUGGGCCUCUGUUGGCCCCACAUAUGCAGGAGCACAGAAGAGUUUGCUGCAAAUGAGCGAGUGCACCUUUAGGGCUAACGCGUUCUCAGAUUAGAGGAGUGGUCCUCUAGUGGGAUUUAAACAAAGUCACAGAUUACCAACUAUGAUUAAAUGUUUCUGAAAUUUGAAAUUGUACAGUAAUUAAUUAAAAGUAAACUGAUUGUGGAUGUUAAGGGACUGUAGCAACUGCACAAAAAUCAACUUCUGUACAAAAAUACACAAUGAUUGUUUCUAUGUGAUCCUGAAAUUGAAGGGUUUAAUUCCAAAGUGAUAUUCGGAUCAUUUUAUGGACUCAUACGGGCCUAUCCUGAAAUACCACGUUGAUAUGACUCCUUACUUCUGAAUGAGAAUGUGGAUGUCUUUGUAUUAUUUUUAAAAUGACGGAUAUCUCAUUUUGGAACAAAACUCGUCUUUCAACUGUUUUCUUACUCUCCAUUGUCUUUCAUAUGCAAUGUAAACACUUAACCCCCAAAUAAUAGCUACUGUUGAGUCCCUCGCCUCCUUCUGUAACACUGAGCCAUGAUCACAUGCACUGCAGGACAGUGUUUCAGAGUUGGCAUCACUAAUGUAUUCCAAUAUUUGAUAUAUACAUGGCUGCAUCCUUAUACAAAGUUAUUGUGUUUGGGGUGUUUUCCUGCUGAGGGUGAAACUGCACUAUAUAACCUUUGCUGUCCUGCUGUAGGAGCUAGUUGGAUUUGCGUUGCUAUUUAAAAGGAUUGUUUUAAAGUAAAUUGAAGACUGUAUUUGUUUAUGGUGCUGGAUGAUGUUAAACGAACUAUGGUUAGCUUCUGCUUUUUUCCUUUGUUUUUCUGGUCUUGGAAUAAUAGCGUAAAAGUGUCAAGAACAAAACUGGAAGGUUUUAGUCAGCAUUUAAAUACAUUUGUAAACCUGUAUCUCAGCUUGUGACUGUACUGUACCACCGUAACAUGUCGCACCAAUAGAGCUAGCCAAAGAUGAGACAGGUUUGAAUCGUACAGGAUUGAGGAGAAGUGUGUAGCUUUUUGUGAAGUUUUGUUUCAGCUUUAACGUAUGGACCUUUUGUCAUGCAAAAACAUGUUUUUGUUGUUUAUUUUAACAGAAAUGGUCCUUAACUUUGUCAACAGCACACCAAAAUGUUCAAGAACAUCGCUAAGCAUUGUCAUUAACACACAGCUAACAGAUUGAGAUAUAAAUAAAUGAAACGCACAGUUUAGUUUGGUUAAAGAUCAUAUUAUUGGUAUCGAUUUUUGUUUUGGUUUUGGCAUUCUAAUCUCCUAAAAAACGUGAUUUCACAUAGCACCAGUGAAUGUUGGUGCACUGGUUGAAAUCUCACUAAUCUGUAACUUUGGUUGUUCUGCAUUAAGGAAAUGUCAAAUCUUUGCAUACUGAAAGCACAAAUGUAAAGACAAUCCAUUAUUGUUACACUCCAUUAAUACUUAUUGGUUAUGUCAUGUACAUACAACUUACACACAUGUAGUCCUGUCAGUAUUGGUCCUGUGUUUUCUCUCUCUGUUUUGUAUUGUGUUGAAGUAUAUUUCCUUGAUGUGGAAUGUAUUUCACUCAGAGCAAUAGAAUAAAAUAUGUAAUGUUAAAGUCCAAACCUUUCUGCCUAAUUUGACAUUACAGUAUUAAACAUUGUAUAUACUAAAUAUAUCAUCCUCCUGCUCUUGGGGAACAACUAGAAAAAUAACUUUAAAAGAGUGAAAACCAUGUUCUGAUCUGAUAAGGAUUGUUUAAAUGAUAAGGAGUCAAUCAGAUAACACUAAGAUUAAACUGAGAAUGUCAUCUGAA